GAACAGGCCAGGCCCAAUAUUAGUUGAUGAAUCGGUAGGAGCAAAUCUCUGUGUAGGAGAUAAAUGAUCAAAAAGACAAUAGCAAGCAGGAGUUCAAAUCUUCACCGACAAUCAUCACUAUGGAGCAAAUGCAAAGAUCUCCAAUCCCUAAAGCAAAUUCAUGCUUUGAUGAUCAUCAAUGGCUUCAACUCCAAUCGCAUUGCUCUCAGGGAGCUCAUAUAUGCUUCUGCUGUUACUUUUUCUGCAUCUAUACACUAUGCCCACAAGCUGUUUGCUCAAAUUACUCAACCAGAUCUCUUCAUGUGGAACACUAUGCUUAGAGGCUCAGCUCAGAGUCACAGACCUUCUCUUGCUGUUUCCGUUUAUACCCACAUGGAAAAACGUUCCAUACGUCCGGAUAGUUAUACUUUUCCGUUUCUACUCAAGGCAUGUACCAAGCUUUCUUGGCUUGUUUCUGGCCUUGUUGUACAUGGGAAAAUUGUGAAACACGGGUUUGAAUCUAAUAAGUUUGCGAGGAAUACCCUUAUAUAUUUUCACGCUAAUGUUGGAGAUAUAAGAAUAGCAGGCCAACUUUUUGAUGGUUCUGCUAAGAGGGACGUUGUUGCUUGGUCUGCUUUGACGGCUGGAUAUGCGAGAAGAGGGAAAUUGGAUGCGGCAAGGAGGCUUUUUGAUGAUAUGCCGGUUAAAGACUUGGUUUCUUGGAAUGUGAUGAUCACUGGGUAUGUGAAGCAAGGGAAGAUGGAUAAUGCGAGGGAGUUGUUUGAUAUUGUGCCAAAGAGGGAUGUUGUGACUUGGAAUGCCAUGAUUUCCGGAUAUGUGCUUUGUGGAGAAAAUGAGAAGGCUUUGAAAAUGUAUGAAGAGAUGAGAGGUGCAGGGGAAUACCCUGAUGAAGUCACCAUGUUGCACCUUUUAUCCGCUUGCACGGAUUCAGCAUUCUUGGAUGUUGGCGAGCUGAUACAUCGAUCAAUUAUUGAGAUGGGUGCAGGCGAGUUAAGCGUAUUUCUUGGUAAUGCACUUGUAGACAUGUAUGCUAGGUGUGGCAGCAUUAGGAAGGCACUUGAAGUGUUUCAAGGCAUGAAAGAGAAGGACGUGUCGUCUUGGAACAUAAUUAUAUUAGGAUUAGCUUUCCAUGGUCAUUCUGAAGAAUGUAUCUCUCUUUUUGAAGAUAUGAGGAGAAUGAAGUAUAUCCCUAAUGAAAUUACUUUUGUUGGUGUAUUAGUUGCUUGUAGUCACGCUGGUAAAGUUGAUGAUGGCCGAGAAUAUUUCAGCAUGAUGAGAACUGACUACAAUAUUGAGACAAACAUAAGGCACUAUGGUUGUAUGGUGGAUAUGCUAGCGCGUGCAGGACUAUUGAAUGAAGCGUUUGAGUUCAUAAACACGAUGGACAUUAAACCUAAUGCUAUUAUAUGGAGAACACUGCUAGGAGCUUGUAAAGUUCAUUCCAAUGUCAAGCUGGGAAGGUAUGCGAAUAAGCAGUUGCUUAAAUUGGGAAGGGAAGACAGUGGGGACUAUGUCUUGCUGUCUAAUAUCUAUGCAUCGAGGGAUGAAUGGGAUGGUGUUGAAAGGGUGAGGAAGUUGAUGGAUGACAAUGGGGUUUGGAAAGAACCUGGUUGUACUUUAAUUGAGGCUGAUGAUUAUGAUCUCAAGAAUUUUUAUUUCGAUUCCAAGUGUAAACACUCUUGAGAAUAAAGCUAGCAGGCACAAGCAGAGAAGUGAGCAACCAAGCUUAAUGCCAAACUUGGAAGUGAUCAAUGAUCAGUUUCUUGAAAGGGCCAGAGCUGACAAUAUGAUGAGCAGCAAAAACACAAGAACUCCAAUGAAGGAUCCAACCAAAGAGCCAGAUGCACGAUCGCAGAAAGAGUUGUAGUGCUGGCAAAUAGCAAUCCAAUUAGCACGAGCAUUUCCCUUGUGUGCCAAAUACACUAUGGCUGCCGCAGCUGAUGCUCCAGAUGUUAAAAAUGCCAUCAUCACCGUAUCAAAGAAGAUCAACACAACCCUUGUUAUUCUUGCACCACUCAUCACAAUGUGCAAAAUGGAUAGGACAAGAGAUACAGCGAGGUACGCGCUAACUAUGCCAUUAGCUACCACAAAGAACCUGUGAAUUUUCAUAAACAAUAAUGAGUAACCUGGUCAAAAAUUAAAACUGUAAUAUACUUGUUAUCAUAUGUUAAACUACACCCAUCUAUGCUAAAGUACAGUAAUAAGUAA
Messenger RNA from Solanum lycopersicum (tomato), 2208 nucleotides. RefSeq names its product pentatricopeptide repeat-containing protein At5g15300. NCBI's taxonomy places the organism in Eukaryota, Viridiplantae, Streptophyta, Magnoliopsida, Solanales, Solanaceae. The record is from RefSeq and is a predicted model, not a curated record. Gene Ontology annotation, molecular function: protein binding.